CGCACCCUCUCAGUGGCGAAUCGUGCCGUUUAUGUUACGUAGACAACAGCGGUAUCAAAAGAGAAAGGCUUUAUGACCGAAAACAGACACAAUUAAACGGGUCUUACGCAGGAGUCAGACAUAAAUUAUGAGACUCUAGAAGUGAGACGAAGACGACUAAAACGCAUAUUGCGUGGGUUGCAUGCACACCUUCUGAGCUGCAACGCUUGGAGGAACUCCGUCUUCCUGGUUUGCGCUCCUCUUUCUAACCAGGAAGGAUGCCUCUCCCUUGGGCACUCUUUGUGGCCGCCCUCCCUCUCCUGGCCCUUGCUUCAGACGCUGAGAUCUGCACAGCCCACAGCACCAGCACAAAUUACACGUCCCCCAUUUUGGAGUCCCUGCAGUGCAUCAAUGACUACAAGUCCCACAUACGCUGCAGCUGGAUAGAGAGCGGAGAGAGGCCUGCAGAAGCCCGGCUUUCUCUCUAUCACUGGGACGAUCGGCAAAAGGAAUCCCUGUGCGUCCCAUAUGGCCAACCAGUAAAGCAGGCGGAUGGUCGCCUCGUCCACUGCCGAUAUAAUACCACGGUGUUUGCGCUCGCAAUCAUCGACACCUUUUUUUUCAAGACCCCCUGCCCUCCUCCCUUCUACAAAAAACUCAACCUGAGUGAGCACGUGAGAGUGCGUCCCCCUCAGAACCUAUCAGAGCGAGCCGUGGAGGGAGGUGGCCGGGUGUUAACCUGGCAGAACCCGUACCCCCCUCAGUCAAACUGCACAGAGAUCAACUAUCAAGUGAACUACAGAAGGCUUGGUCAAGACUGGAUGGAAAAAACCACGUCAGGGUUGGAAUUAAAGAUUGAGGCUGAGUCUCUGGUACCUGGCUGCAGAUAUCAGGCCAGGGUGAGGGCGAGAAAAGAAAAGGGGCUCUGGAGUGAGUGGAGCCCUCUAGUGGAGUGGCAGACUGAGAAUGCGCCAGUGUCUGGGCCCUCUAAUCUACAGUGCGUGUUUGAUGGAGAAACAGAAGUGAGCUGUAGCUGGGAGGUAAAGAGAGACCUGGCCCAGUUCAUCACUUACAACCUCUCCUACGUAACAGACAAGAACCGUCAAAGCCAGUGGUGCAGUAAGGUUGUGAGCAGUCCCACUUCUGAUGACCCAGUGCUGAGGUUCAGCUGUUCUUUCUCUGUCUCGAGCUCAUGGGCGGAGCCCGAGGUGAAGCUCGUACCCGCGUACAACACCAAGGUGAUCCUUGCCCGUGACCACGUUGAGCCAUCUCCUCCAGAUGGCGUGCAGGUGAAAGAGAAAGGUCAGGAUUGGCUGCUGACCUGGACCACAUCCUCAAAGGAAGAAAUUGUUCCGGUCUUCUACCAGGUGUGCUACUGGAGUGAUGACAACCAGGAAAAUGUCAAGUUUCAUAACUUAUCCAAAGGGGAGCGCUCAUUUGUGAUCCACGGUAGCGCUCUGCUCCCCUCCACACGCUACAAAGCCCAGGUUCGAACCCUGAUCGCCCCCGACAGUGGGUACAACCAUCAUUCUGGGCCUCCAUCAGAGUGUACGCCGCAGGUGGAGUGGAACACACCCCCAGCUUCCUGGUCUAUGACUACUAUCAUUUACAUCUUCAUCAGUGUGCUUGUUGCCAUAGUCUUCAUCGGCCUAUACAUUGCCUUGCCAGCCUGUCACAGGAGGAUCGUACUGUGGCAGGUGUCUGUCCCGUCUCCCCUGAAGAGCAAAGUACUUGAAGAAAUCAUGAAGAGAUCCCCAAACUCGCGGCCUACUCUCCAAAAGGAGGAUGAGAAGACCCGCAUCUGCAGCGUGCAAGUGCUGGACAAAGACCAGCUGCAAUGUUUCUCAGAAGACUGUUGCCACCCAAUGGGACUGACCAUCGUCAGUGACAACGGACCGUUCCAAUGCAUGGCCAAGCAGGGGAGGGACGCUGCCUUCCAGCCCGAAGGACUGGACCACUCUGACUCAUUGUGUGUGGCGCAAGCUAAAGAAUCCUGUCUGAGCUUCAGCGGCCCGUACAUUUUCUGCUCCACGUGUUCGCUGACUCAGUGCGGCAAGGCUGACGGCCAUAUAGAAGACAACCCCUUCGGUUCUUCCUCUUCUUUCUCCCAGGUCAUCUCCCCCUCCCCCUCUCAGAUUAACGCAGCGUAUGUGGAGCUGCCCGAGUCUCCAUGCGGCCUGUCUGAGGCCUCAGCCCGCAUGUCGUCCCAGGAGCGUGAUACACGGCAGAACGGGUACGUAGGUGACCCCCGCAGUGUGAAAGGAGACCCCCGGCCGGAGCCAGUCACAGAACUCCCGGACUGUGACCCCCCGGCCUACACCGCCGGCCCACUCCCCAUCCCCACGGUGCUGCUCCAGGGUGCUCCUGAGAGCGGCCUCCUCCCGGAUCCUGAGGCUGUAGACUGGGACACGGCGUACCCCUCCACCACCACGGUCAUGCUGAAGGGCAAGGGGGGGGGGGGAGGGGAACGGCGCGAGGUCAGCGACUACGUCAGACUGUCGGAACCGUUUUGCACACCUUAA
Messenger RNA from Megalops cyprinoides (Indo-Pacific tarpon), 2501 nucleotides. It is a transcript of the gene csf2rb, whose product is annotated as colony stimulating factor 2 receptor subunit beta. Gene Ontology annotation, molecular function: cytokine receptor activity; protein binding. The transcript is spliced from 14 exons. Gene Ontology annotation, biological process: cytokine-mediated signaling pathway; immunoglobulin mediated immune response. The record is from RefSeq and is a predicted model, not a curated record. NCBI's taxonomy places the organism in Eukaryota, Metazoa, Chordata, Actinopteri, Elopiformes, Megalopidae. The coding region runs from base 258 to 2501 and encodes 747 amino acids. Gene Ontology annotation, cellular component: external side of plasma membrane.